This is a messenger RNA of Aethina tumida (small hive beetle), 472 nucleotides long. RefSeq names its product acanthoscurrin-1-like. The record is from RefSeq and is a predicted model, not a curated record. Bases 109 to 369 code for a protein of 86 amino acids. The transcript has 2 exons. Lineage: Eukaryota; Metazoa; Arthropoda; Insecta; Coleoptera; Nitidulidae.
GUUAAUAGUUAAUGGACUUACCAGUUUUUUUAAAUCCUAAAGUUACAGCAUAUAUAAAAUAGACCGUGUCUGAAAAAGGAACAGUACAAGUGUGAAUGUUGAACUAACAUGGCACAUAAGCUAAUUAUUUCCGUUUUAUUACUGGCUUGUUUAGCCGCCGCUAUAGUUGAAGCCUCACCCAUACUUGGUCUUGGAGGAGGCGGUGGAUUCGGUGGCGGUGGUGGUUUCGGUGGUUUCGGAGGAGGCGGCGGUUUCGGAGGUGGUCUUGGACUUGGAGGCUUAGGAGGAGGCUUUGGCGGUGGAUUUGGAGGCGGACGUUUCGGAGGUUUCGGAGGUGGAUUUGGCAAAGGAUUCGGAUUCGGAAAAUAAUAACAUUCCUUGCAUUUAUAGUAUAUAGAUUAAGAUGUAAAUAAAUAAUUUAUAACUCAUAACUGUUUUGAUUCUCAGAAAAUUAAAGAGAUUAUUUAGAAUA